Messenger RNA from Trachemys scripta elegans, 1845 nucleotides. RefSeq names its product StAR related lipid transfer domain containing 4 (gene STARD4). Gene Ontology annotation, biological process: cholesterol transport involved in cholesterol storage; cholesterol import; intracellular cholesterol transport. The record is from RefSeq and is a predicted model, not a curated record. The transcript has 5 exons. Bases 270 to 923 code for a protein of 217 amino acids. Gene Ontology annotation, cellular component: cytosol; endoplasmic reticulum. NCBI's taxonomy places the organism in Eukaryota, Metazoa, Chordata, Testudines, Emydidae. Gene Ontology annotation, molecular function: cholesterol binding; cholesterol transfer activity.
CUGUUAGUCUUUAAGGUGCCACCGGACUCCUUGUUGUUUUUGUGGAUACAGACUAACACGGCUACCCCUUGAUAACUUAAAAUGCAGUGUCCACGUAUGUGGACACUCAGGCAGAGGUGGCCUUAGUUCACUUUAGCUUAAUCCUUUAAUUCAGUUUAGUGUUUCUGAGUGUUCCUGAGCAUUCCUGCCCUUAAACUGUUGGUUCCACAUGUCAGACAGUGAUUAACUCAGAGAAACUAAGCCCUCUUAAUGGCUGAUCUUGAACUUAAAUGGUAAAUUUCUAUACAGGAGAAAAAGGAAUGGAAAUCCUUCCAGAUGCAGCUUCUCUGGCAACAAAGCUGAAAAAUACUCUAAUCCAGUACCACAGCAUUGAAGAUGGUGAAUGGCGAAUUGCUAAGAAAACGAAAGAUGCAACUGUGUGGCGGAAGCCAUCAGAAGAAUUCAGUGGAUACCUCUACAAAGCUCAAGGAGUUGUGGAAGACAUUACCAACAGAGUAGUAGAUCAUAUUCGACCUGGACCUUAUAGACUAGAUUGGGACAGCUUAAUGACUACAAUGGACAUUGUUGAAAAGUUUGAAGAGAAUUGCUGUGUAAUGCGCUACACCACUGCUGGCCAGCUGUGGAACAUCAUUUCCCCAAGAGAGUUUGUUGACUUCUCUUACACAACUCCGUAUGAAGAGGGGCUUCUAACAUGUGGAAUAAGUCUAGACUAUGGAGAGGUGAGACCUAAUUUUGUCCGUGGAUUUAAUCACCCCUGUGGCUGGUUCUGUGUCCCGCUUAAGGAUCGUCCUGACCAAAGUCUUUUGACGGGCUUCAUCCAGACUGAACUGCGAGGGAUGCUUCCUCAGUCUGCAGUAGAUACUGCUAUGGCUAGUACCCUGGCAAACUUUUACUCUGACCUCAGAAAGGCACUGAAAACAUAAUCAACUAUUGACCUAGAUUUCCAUACAUGCCUUGCAAUCAUCUGUUCCUCCUUCCUGUAUUGUAUCAAAGCUUUGAUUAGGUUAGCAGGUGCUGCCUAGGGGGUAUGCAUACAUCCCUGGCUUAACAUGUGGGUUUGUGUUCCUUGCUGAGCUCUGAAAAUGUAUAAUGCACAGACUGAACAUACAAAAUCAUCUGCUUCCAAGGAAGAUAGCUCAGAAUUGGGGCUCAACCCUGGUAAAUAUCAAGUUAACUCAACUCUCACUGAAACAAGGGGAGUGGAGGAGUACUCAUUAUUUUGCAAGUUCAGACCAGCUGUGCUGCCAGCAUCUUAUUGAAAAUAGAAUUUUAUAGUGUAUACCUUUUUAUUUUUAAGGAUCUCCUUUAAAAGAUUGAGAAAGAUACAGUCUGUAUGUGUAUAUUUCUAUUUUUUAUACAUUUUAGUUUAAUCCAAAAUGAGAUUUUAACAGUCUUUAUUAAGGCUCAGAGUGGAAUUCUCCAAAGGGAUAUUAAAUUGCAUAUUAUCACUUAAAAAAUGAGCUAUUAUUUGAGAACUAAAGAUUGACAUUAGCAAAUACCUAUGUUAUUGGCAUUUCCUAAAUAUUAGUCUUAUCUAUCACUGGAACACUUCUUAAAUUCAGUAGUUAUGUUUAGAUACUAAAUAUUUAGUAGGAAUGCAUUUAUAGCUGCUCAGAGCCUAUUGAAGUCAACAGGAGUCUUUCCGUUGUUUUUAUUAGUGAUGGAUCAGGCCCACAUUAAUCAAGCACAAAACCCCAAGACAUCCAUCCAUUAUUCCUUCGUGCAACUUAGCUUUUAAAAGCAGAAAUGUAUUUAUGUAUCUAAACCUGUAUCUACUGUAGAUUGGGUUUUAUUGGUUACUAUUGGAAACCCUAACCCAUUUUUUCCCCCACAGUUCAAUUAAAA